Messenger RNA from Sphaeramia orbicularis (orbiculate cardinalfish), 5560 nucleotides. RefSeq names its product tripartite motif-containing protein 16-like. Lineage: Eukaryota; Metazoa; Chordata; Actinopteri; Kurtiformes; Apogonidae. The record is from RefSeq and is a predicted model, not a curated record. Gene Ontology annotation, molecular function: zinc ion binding; protein binding.
AAGAGGAACAGCAGCUUCAUUUAACAGCAGACACAGCAUCAGGCAUGAAAAAGCACUGAAAAGAAGAGACAGUUCAACAAGAAUUAAACAGGAACUCCAGUGGUGUGAGACUGAUCACAGGAAAAUACAGGAAAUCCAAAAAAAGGAAGGAAAUGAACAAGAAAAGGAAGGAAAUCCUGAGGGGACAGUGUCUUCAAACCAGGAUCCACAGCAGCUGAUGAGUCCAACAGUCCAAACCCUGACUGGAUUUAGGACCCAACUGGUCUGUGGGACUGACACAAACUGGUUUGUCUUGUGUGUCAUAACAAACACAGCAGGUCCACUCUGUCCUGACAUGACCUCCACUCCUCCCCUGUAGAUCUGACAGUUUACAGGUGGGCGGAGCCAACAGGAGGUGGAUCUAGACAGCAGACAGGAAACACUGCACAGGUGAAACAGAUCAGGGCUCAAACUGCUUUGACUCACUGAAACUGAACCAGUCGUUGAGACACGAAGCAGAAAUGGAGCAGAAAGGAGUGCAGCUGAGUCAGGAAACACUUUCCUGUUGGAUCUGUUUGGAUCUACUGAAGGAUCCGGUGACUAUUCCCUGUGGACACAGCUACUGUGGCUGUAUUCAAACCCAGUGGGAUGGAGAGGACGGGAAGAACCUCCACAGCUGCCCUCAGUGCAGACACACCUUCAUACCCAGGCCUGUCCUGGUCAAAAACACCAUGUUGGCAGAUUUAGUGGAACAGCUGAAGAAGACUGGACUUGGAGCUGCUGCUGCUGAUCGCUGCUACGCUGGAGCUGAAGAUGUGGUCUGUGAUGUGUGCACUGGGAGGAAACUGAAAGCUGUCAAGUCCUGUAUGGUGUGUUUGGUCUCCUACUGCCACAAACACCUUCAGCCUCAUCAUGAAUCUGCCGCCUUUAAGAAACACAAGCUGGUGGAUCCGUUGGAGAAGCUCCAGGAGAACGUCUGCUCUCAUCACGGUGAGGUGAUGAAGAUGUUCUGCCGCAGUGAUGGUCAGUGUAUCUGUUAUCUGUGCUCUGUGGAAGAACAUAAAGGCCACGACACAGUGUCAUCUGCAGCAGAAAGGACUGAGAGGCAGAAGGAGCUGGAGGUGAGUCGACAGAAAAUCCAGCAGAGAAUCAAAGACAAACAGAAAGAUGUGAAGGUGCUUCAACAGGAGGCGGAGAACAUCAGUCGCUGCGCUGAUGAAGCAGCGGAGAAGAACCGCAAGAUCCUGACCGAGCUGAUCCGACUGAUGGAGGAAAGAAGGAGCGAUGUGGAGCGGCAGAUCAGAUCCAAGGAGGAAACUGAAGUGAGUCGAGUCAAAGAGCUGGAGUGGAAGCUGGAGCAGGAGAUGACUGAGCUGAGGAGGAAAGACGCUGAGAUGGACAAACAGACACACACACACCAGCACAACCAGCUUUUACUCCAGUAUCCAUCAGUGUCCACACUCAGAGAAGAUCCAGACUCAUCCCACGUCCACGUCCGUCCUCAGAGUUACUUUGAGGAUGUGACCACAGCUGUGUCAGAGCUCAGAGAGAAACUCCAGCUCAGUCUGACAGAAGAACGGACCAACAUGGAACUGAGCAUCAGUCAAACACAGGUUCUACUAGAACCAGAACCACAGACCAGAGCAGGAUUCUUACUAGAACCAGAACCACAGACCAGAGCAGGAUUCUUACUAGAACCAGAACCACAGACCAGAGCAGGAUUCUUACUAGAACCAGAACCUCAGACCAGAGCAGGAUUCUUACUAGAACCAGAACCACAGACCAGAGCAGGAUUCUUACUAGAACCAGAACCACAGACCAGAGCAGGAUUCUUACUAGAACCAGAACCUCAGACCAGAACAGGAUUCUUACAGUAUUCAUGUCGAAUCACACUGGAUCCAAACACAGUGAAUGAAGAUCUGUCACUGUCUGAGAAGAAUAGAAGAGUAACAUAUAUGAGACAAAAACAGAACUGUCCUGAUCAUCCAGACAGAUUCAGUUUCUGGUAUCAGGUCCUGAGCAGAGAGAGUCUGACUGGUCGAUGUUACUGGGAGGUGGAGUGGAGGGGGGUGAUGGUUUGGGUCGCAGUCGCAUAUAAGGAUAUUGAGAGAAAAGGACCCUGUAAUGAAUGUCAGUUUGGAUCAAAUGACAAGUCUUGGGUUUUAGAAUGUACCAAUAACUCUUUUCGUCAUAAUAGUGUCUGGUCUUCUGUCCCAGGUCCAGUUUCCUCCAGAAUCGGAGUCUACCUGGAUCACACAGCAGGUAUUCUGUCCUUCUACAGCGUCUCUGAAACCAUGACUCUGAUCCACAGAGUCCAGACCACAUUCACUAAACCUCUGUACGCUGGACUUUGGCUUUUGAAUGUUGGAUCCACUGCCCACUUUCCUAAACUCCAUUAAACUCAUCGUUGACUUUGAUCCAGUCGAUCAGAUCAAUCUUUUCGUAUCUGUCUCGAAACCACACGACAGAAAAACAGAUCAACUUUUUUUUUUUACCUGAACUCACAAUCCAGAUUUGGUUCCAUUCAGACUUUUUUUGUGAGGAUUCUUAUAGUCCAGUGUGUGUGACGGUCAACCAGCCAAUAGUGUGUUUGUAGACCCAUCUGUGAUGUUCACACAGCUGUCAUCAACUGAGGAGCACACAACCAGACUGAUGGUGUCUGUGCUUUGGACCGAGUCAAACAAAGUGGAGCCGUUUUUCCACUUUGGACCAAUUGAGUUCAAAUCCACUGUUCUGUCCUGUUUCCUACAGAAGAAGCAUGGACGUGGAUUUGGAGACGACCGCAGAAGCGGAGAUCAUGAACCGACUCAGACGGAGGCGGAGCUCAUGCACGGAAACCUGUUCAUCUGAUUGAGUUCAUUCUGUUCCAUCUGAGCAUGUGCAAGAAAAGAGAACUGAGACAAAACACAAGUGAUUUAGUCAAACAUGAGCUGAAGACCAGAACAGGAAGUUGGAUUCUAUCGUCACUACGUAUGUACAAACCCCCGAAGAAAUCCAAUAAUGGACUGAAACACGGGUUUUCCAUGAUUUCUGAAGUGCAUGUAAACGCAUCAUAUCUGAUUAUUCCAUUUAUCUGAUUAUUAACAGUUAUUGUUUUUUUUAUGGUGGUGUAAACGGGCUGAAACUGUUGGAUGAUCCAGUUCAAUAGAUAGAUGUCCACCAUCUUAGAAAAUGGACACAUUUGUCCUUAAAGCCUGAGGCGUGACUUAGUUCAAUGACGUCGAAAAUACUGAUGUUGUAAAAAUGAGAACACUGUAAGAAAUGAUUCAUGGGGUUAGGAAGUUAAGCUUCAAAUCCAGAGCUUUUUCUGCUUCAGAAAUGAAGUUUGUUACAUGUACACAUUGUAAUCAUUUGAUUACAGUUGUUUUAUUAAGUUGGUCUAAAUGAAAAAUAAGGAAACAGUCUUAAGUUAGUACCAUAUGGGUUUUGAACAGACAUUUGUGUCUUAACUUACCAUAGAAGUAGAUUCAGUUAGUUCACCUUAAAACUCUUUUCAGCUUCCUUUAAAAGCUGAGUACAAAGUUGAUGUGCCAGACCACGCCUACCACGAGAAACAGGGAAGCACCGAAAGAAAAGGGAGAAACACGAUUUUACACUGAACUUUACUAAACUUUAAGGCUUGAUAAGUAGAAUUUAGCUUUGUUUUAUUCACAAUAGCUAAUAACUAUCAAAUCAAACGACAAGAAAUGGUUUUUAUGCCACACUUAAAGUCUUUUCCUCAGCUAGAGGUGGGAACGUUUAAGCUAGUAACCUAAGACUUUUAGCUAAUUGAUGUAGCAAUUUAAAAAAUAAUCAGGAAAAUGAACAAAAAUAAAAUUAAUCAUGAAAUGAAUGAAAUAAUCAACAAAAUGAAAAAAAAAUAAAAAAUCAACGUGAGUAAAAAUGACCAAUUGUGAAUUUCCAGAUGGUCUCUGUCCAAUGGAUCAAUAAAGUUCUAUAGAAUCUAAUCAACAAGUGGAACAAAAAUGAACAAAAUAAUCAAGAAAAUUAACAAAGAAUUAAAAAAUUAAGCAAUUGUGCAGCCAAAUACACAAAAUGAGCAACAGUAUGAACAAAUAGGCUGGUAAUGUUUAAGCUAAUUCAAGUUUAAGUUGACUUUAUUUGUACCCGUGGGUAGACUUGUUUGCAGCAAGCUUUCGCUCACUGCCGGUUGCUGUGUGCGCAUGCGCCCAACGCAAAUCCUUCGAAAAUUGCAGUAAAGAACAGAAGAUAAUGCAAAGCACAAAUAUAAGACAUCAUACAGUUUCACACAGUACACGUGGACACAUGCUGGAAUUUUUUCAUGGAUUUGAAGGGAGUUGGAGGGACAGCGUGAACAUUAAGGCAGACAGCAGACGUGAAAAUGGGACAAUGGGGGUAGGGGAGAUGCAUGGACUGUGUAAUAAUUAUGGAAUGUGUGUGCAAAGAUAGAGACUCCAGUGGGGUCACUCUGUCCUUUUCAGUUCAGUUCUUAUCAGUUCUUAUCAACCCCACUGUUGUCCUGGCCAUGGAAGAUGUUUUGACUGUAGGGGGAGUAGAUUGAGAAGAAUAUGCUGCUUCCUCAGCUCUCAGGGGAAAACAAUUUAGGCCAUGGGGGAAGCUUGAUUACUGCAUGAAUUCAGUAUAACUUAAUUUGGUUAUACCUGGCCUCAGCAUUCCUUAGCAUCUUCGACCAGUAAGGUCUCUACCCAGUCCCUCGAUCUUCUCUUUCAGUCCAGCAGAUUGACGGAGCCCCUCCACGGUUGCCCUCAAUCCCUCUGCAGACUGACCCGUGAUGUAAUCCAACUUCUUAUACGAGUCCGCAGCCCGUCCGGCCAGGUCUCGCACACUCUCCCCCGUCUGCAUCACCGCCCGUUGUAAUUCCUUCACAUUAUCUCUCACCGCUCCGAAGUGCUUCUCAAUUUCCACCGACAGCACCGGGGUCUCUUUGCAUGCUGCUGUUUUACUGAUUUUGCGAUAGAUCAGGGCCAUUCCAAGACCAAUCAGAAGGUGUCCCGCUAUCAUAAGUCCCAGUAGGUAGAUAUCUUCGAUGUCCUCCACCGACAAGGCAGACAGACAGACCACCCUCCACUUGUCCCAAGCGUCCCGGGUGGAUCCGGCUGCAGCUGUCCCAUCAGGGCAGGCGGGCUCCCCAGGACCAUUCUUCCUUGAUGAAAAAAUUGUGUCAAUUACGCUGAGUGACCAGUUGGUCAAUUCCAUGUUUGCUGUUCGAGAGCUCAACAAGCAGGGGAUUUAAAAGUAAAGUAAGUCGGACGAGACACUGCACGGCCAAGCAGAGUGGGGGAAGCAGGAAAAAAAACAUCAGAUAGUAGAGCUCAGAAAAACACGUCCACUCUCUUCGAAGGACAGGAAGGAAAACUAUUAGUAACAUAAGACUAUUAGCUAAUUGCUGUAACAGUUCGUCCAUAACAUUAGUCUGGUUAGAUUUGGUUUUACAGAAGCUGAAUGGUGUUAUGGUUUUUAACUGGCACUGAAUUUCUGCAAGAGUAGUUUGAAUUAUUCAAGGACUGGAUAAUACAAGUUUUGCUCCUUUCUAAUUUAAAAUUGCAGUUUAUAUUGUGGCGUGUUUGCUGCAUUGCAUUGUGGGUAUUGGGUCUAUUGU